This is a messenger RNA of Cyphellophora europaea CBS 101466, 912 nucleotides long. RefSeq lists its product as uncharacterized. Lineage: Eukaryota; Fungi; Ascomycota; Eurotiomycetes; Chaetothyriales; Cyphellophoraceae. Bases 1 to 912 code for a protein of 303 amino acids. The transcript has 2 exons. The record is from RefSeq and is a predicted model, not a curated record.
AUGGACCUCCGCGAAGUCCACGAACUAAAAACGUUGCCCCAUCACUGGAAGAGGAGUCAUCCAUAUCCUUGUGACACUCCUGCAAAACCCCUCCUUCAGUCAGCUCAUUACGAGGCUGCUGAGGACGAGCCAGUAUAUGACAUCGUGUAUCUUGUCGACGAGCACGAUAUCAGCCGGAACAUAAACCAGAAGGUCACCCGCAAUGGCAACACGCUGCAGAGGAGGUAUGCUUGGCAUUACCGGGUGGCCGACCUCGCGACAUUCAACGUUGGUGAUGUUCCAGACACCAUUCAAUUGCAUGAAAAGGUGGGAAAUCCUUUUGAUAAUGAUACCUUUCGGUGGGAGGGUUUCAUGUUUGAUAUCCCUGGUGGACGAGCGACAUGUCGAGUCUCCAUCGUAGCUGGCGCCGGAUCGGCCAGCGACGCUGCACUCACGGGACCAGGAGGGGCAGGAGGGUCCAACAUAGAUCGCGUUGUUGGAUUUGCUGGAGUCUAUCCCGACAACAGGGUCCCCUAUGGGCCUGUAUUGCAAGUCCGCAGAGAUAACGCAUACAGGCGUCUAGGAGCGUCUUUAAGGGGCCCAGUAAAGGUGGCCUGGCACUGCGCGUACUACAUCACCAAAGCGACUCCCGUGGAGCCCACACCACAUGCGAAGAACGCGACGAACGGCUCGCCCAAUAGCUAUCGGCACGUAUCGAACGGGAAGAGUGCUCAAGGCAGCCCCGACUACGAUCAGAUCCUGGAUCAGAACGUCGACAAUGAGGUCUCCGUCGGCUUCGACGGGGUUCCGUGGGGAGGCAUGGUCUUUGGCUUCGUCCUGGCCGACACGAUACCUAGGUCUGACCCUAAUGAUGACACUGGCCUAGAGCCUUACGAUUACAGCGCGAUCCAGGAGCUAGGGAUUGAGUUCUAG